AUGCGCGAUACCCCCUCCAAGUUCAUCGAGAUCCUCGACCCCAAGGACUUGCACCUGUGCAUGUCCGAGUCCGACGUCCGCCUCGAGGAUGUCCUCGCCGACCACGAGGCGACCCUCAGUCGGCCACGCUCUUCCACCCAAUCCUCUACCAAGCCCUUGGACAAGUCACACCUUGCGCGCAACAACUCCACAUCACCAACCCAGGGGUGGAAGCGGCUAAGCAACAUGCUGGCGCAACCGCGGCGAAACUCCUGA
This is a messenger RNA of Penicillium canariense, 255 nucleotides long. RefSeq lists its product as uncharacterized. The record is from RefSeq and is a predicted model, not a curated record. Lineage: Eukaryota; Fungi; Ascomycota; Eurotiomycetes; Eurotiales; Aspergillaceae. The transcript has a single exon. Bases 1 to 255 code for a protein of 84 amino acids.